Molecule: messenger RNA, 4782 nt
Organism: Rotaria sp. Silwood1
Lineage: Eukaryota; Metazoa; Rotifera; Eurotatoria; Philodinida; Philodinidae
Source: the annotation of a GenBank genome assembly
AUGAAAAAAUUAAACAUUCGUCAGUUUGGUAUUGGAACAAUAAUGAAAUAUCGUCCAUUAAUAUCAUCAGAUUCGAAAUAUGUGUUUACAAUAGGUGAUGCUUGUGUUUAUGUAUGGAUUGCUAAAACAGGAGAAUGUUUAAGAUUAAUUAAUCACAAUUCAAAUUCAACUGAUCAAAUAAAUAUUGUUGCUAUUGCUAUCAAUCCAAAUAAUCAACUUCAAUUAUGCAUUGCAGAGCAAAAUGGUAUUAUCAAUGUUUGGGAUUAUGAAGAUGGAAUUCUUAUUCAUACGAUAAAAGUAGAAAUGGAAAUAAUCGAUUUAUAUUCAAUUGUUAAUUCUGGUUUAUAUUUAUUUGUUAAAAAUACUAAAAAUGUAUAUUCACUUAGUCGAAUUGAAUCAAUUCGUCAUAAAUCUUCACCUAUUGUUUUAUUUGAUAAACUUCCAUGUUUACCAAAAGCCAUAUCAUUUGAUAAAAAAGGUGAAUUAUGUGUUUUUAUUAAUGUUGAUGGAACAAUAAUUUACAUAUUAAAUCUAAUAAAUAAUCAAAUUAAAAAUAUAUUAAUAACAAAAAAAAAUUUAUCAUAUCAUGAUAAAAUAACAUGUGCACAAAUUCAUCCAAAUGAAGAAUCAAUUGCAUUAGGAACACAAUCUGGUCGAAUAGCUCUUUGGUAUAAUUUUAUUAAUUCAACUAAUAAAGAACCAACAGUUUCAUAUUUACAUUGGCAUUCAUUACCUGUUCUUUGUUUAGCAUUUUCAGUUGAUGGUUCAUAUUUAUUAUCUGGUGGUCAUGAAUGUGUACUUGUUAAAUGGUUAUAUAGAAAAAGUGAACCAACAUUUCGACCACGACUUGGUGCACCUAUUAUUCAUGUUACUUCGUCAAGUGAUCAAACAUUUUAUGUAUCUACUCAUUCAGAUAAUUCUCUUCAUAUAAUUGGAAGUAAUUUAUCAAUUCAACAAACAAUCGGUGGAAUAAAUCAUAUGUUUCUUCCUCAACAAGCUUCAUUACCAGCUGGUAUUCAUACAUUUAUGCGUCAAGAUGCACUUGUUAUGAAUAGUGGAAAACCUGGUUAUCUUCAAUUCAUGUCAAUUGAAAAUGGAAAAUUACUUUAUAAUUUGGAUAUUGUUGGAGAAAAUUAUGUUUCACCAAAUGAUAUAACAGAACAAUGUCUUUUUACAGAUAUUAAACGUUUAGCUAUUGAUCGAACAGAAACAUGGUUAGUUACUUUUGAGGAACGUUCAUCAAAUUCAAAUUCAGAUGAUCAUCAAAAUGAAAGAAAACUUAGAUUUUGGAUAUUUAAUCAAACAAAUAAUCAAUUUGAAUUAAAUACAAGUAUAAUGUAUCCACAUGGACAAGAAACAUUAAAUGAAAUGUUAUUUCAUCCAAAUAAACUUGAAUUAGCAACAACUGGAAAUGAUGGAUUUAUUAAAAUUUGGACUUUUAUUCAAGAAAAUCCAAUCACAAAACGUGUAUCUCAUUGGCGUUGUUUAUCUGGUCAUACAAAUCGUUCAUAUUCAAGUUCAGCAUUAUGUUAUUAUAAAUUAUCAUCAACAAAUCAAAUAAAUUUAUGUUGUUCAUUUGAACAUUUAGUUACUGAAUGGAUUGAUAAAACAAAUGAUUUAAAUGAAGAAUCUCGUUAUGAAUAUUCACGUUGUUUUGCUCAUUUUGAUAGAAAAAAUUCAAUUCAAUUUAUUUUAUAUUCAUCUGAUCAAAUUUUUGUUUCUCAUAAAACAUUAGUUAAUUUAUGGAAUUGUUUAAAUGGACAAUUUAUUAAAUCAUUUUCAUGGCAUGUUCAUGCAUAUGCUCAAGAUCCAAGAUCAUCUUUUGUUGCACUAUUUGAUAAAAGUUUUCUUCAUUUCUAUUCAUUUUCUGAUGGCAAAUGUCAUUCACGUAAAAGUUCAUUAUUUCGACGUGUAACAUCAGCUGCAUAUAUACCAACUAAAAAAUCAUCGUCAUUUGUUCCUUUUCAACAUUCUCGAUUAGUUUUUUAUGUUCCACAACAAGGUUUGAAAACAUUUAUCGAUGAUGAUGAUGAUGAUGAUAAAUAUUUAAUUCCAAUAAAUGGAAAAUUAGAUCGAUUAAAUGAAGAAAAAACAAUUUUAGCAAAUUUAAUUAGUCAAUCACAAAGUAGUUUAAAUCAAGAUUUAAUUAAUAAACAAAAAUCUUUUGAUGAUUUAACUAAAUUAAAUAAAACAAUUAACCAUCUUAAUGAACAAUUUUUAAUAACACCAGCUUAUUUAUUACCAUCAAUUGAUAAUUAUUGUAUUGAUUCAUUAAAGCGAAUGCUUUUACCAAUUGACAAUGAUAAUAACAAAAAUAUUCAUUCAAAUGAUGAUAAACCAAUUGAUAAUAUAUCAACAAUGUCUAUCGAUUCCGAACAAGAUUCAUAAAUGUCACCAAAUGCAUUUAGUCGUGUAUUCAGUACAUCAGUAAAUACAGUAUUUAAACGAUUUCUAUUAACAUUAAUUCGAACAACAUUAAUCUAUAUAAUUGCAUUAUUAUUUGUUCAAUUACCAACAUUUUGGCAUUAUGUUAUAACAUUAGGAAAAGAUGAUCAUAAAAGAGAUAGACAAAAAAGAAUUCGAGCUAAAUUAAUUGAUGAUUCAAAUCCAUCAUCACCAUAUAGAGCUAUUGAAGUUCUUGAUCAACUUCAAACACAACCUGAAGAUGAACUUGAAACAUUGGCUAGCAUUCCUGAUCUUUGUCUUCAACGUCAUCCACAAAAACAAACAUUCGGUGUUAGACAAAUUCUUGAUGUUGAAGAUGAAACACAACCAAAUGGAAAAGUUUAUAAAAAGUUUGUUUUGGGUGAAUAUGAAUUUACAACAUAUACUGAAGCUUGUGAUAGAAUAACUUCAAUUGGUCGUGGUUUAUUAUCACUUGGAUUAAAAUCAGGUGAUAAAAUCUUAAUUUAUGCUGAAACACGUCCAGAAUGGUUAUUAACGGCAUUUGCUGCUUUUCGUCAUGGUUUAACUGUUGUUACACUUUAUUCAACAUUAGGUGACGAAGCUGUUAAACAUGGUAUUAAUGAAUCACAAGUUCAUAUCAUAGUUACUUCACAAGAACUUACGUCUAAACUUGAUAAAACAUUAGAGCAAACAGACAAAGUUCGUUAUGUUGUUUAUUUUCCAUCUGUUGUUAAAUCACAAGCAGAUAAAGUACCUAAAGAUAAAAAUAAUAUACAAUUUAUACAUUUACAAAAAUUAGAAGAACAAGGAAAUAAUGCAAAUAUUGAUGAAUCUAUUUUAAACAAACGACCUCAGAAAACAGAUAUUGCAGUUAUUAUGUAUACAAGUGGAAGUACUGGAACACCUAAAGGUGUAUUAAUAAAACAUGAAAAUAUCGUUGCUGCAAUGACUGGUCAAAAAGAACGUGUUUUUCCCAUGGUUGAUGUUGAUAAUGAUGUAUAUAUAGCUUAUUUACCACUGGCUCAUAUUCUUGAACUUUGUUGUGAAAUUCUUGUAUUUUAUUUGGGUAUUAAAUGUGGUUAUUCAUCACCUCAAACGUUAACUGAUCAAUCAACAGCUAUAAAACGUGGUCAAAAAGGAGAUUUACAAGUUCUUCGACCACAUUUAAUGUGUUGUGUACCUACAAUUCUUGAUCGUGUUCAUAAAGCAGUUAAUGAAAAAAUUAAUCAAUCAAAUUUUAUUCAACGUCAAUUAUUUCAUUUAUCAUAUAAAAUGAAAGUUAAACGUUUAGAACUUGGCCUUGAAAGUCCAAAUCUUGAUCGAUUAAUAUUUUCUCGUUUUAAUCAAUUGGUUCUUGGUGGUCGAGUUAAAACCAUGUUAUGUGGUGGAGCUGUUUUAAGUGAAGAUACUCAACUUUUUGUUCAAGCUGCACUUUGUGUUACACUUUUUCAAGGUUAUGGUCUUACUGAAACAUGUGCAGCUGGAACUAUUGCUGAUCGAUAUGAUAUAACAAUUGGUCGUGCAGGUUAUCCACUUGUUUCAUGUGAAAUUCGUUUAGAAAAUUGGGAUGAAGGUCAAUAUAAAAAUACAGAUAAACCAAAUCCACGUGGAGAAAUUCUUAUUGGUGGAAAAGUUGUUGCUGAUGGAUAUUUUGCUGAUGCAGCUAAAGAAAAUGUUAAUUUUAAAUUAAUUAAUGGACAAAGAUAUUUUUCAACAGGAGAUAUUGGAGAAAUAUUUCCUGAUGGAACAAUUAAAAUUAUUGAUAGAAAAAAAGAUUUGGUUAAAUUGCGUGGUGGAGAAUAUGUUUCAUUAACAAAAGUUGAAAUGGCAAUAAGUAAAGUUCCUAUAAUUGAAAAUAGUUGUCUAUGUGCAUCACAUUCAGCAGAAUAUACAGUUGCACUUAUUUGUCCAAAUACAAAACAAAUGUCUAAUUAUACAGAAAGACAUUUUGAUGAAAAAGAAUGGCAAAAAUUAGUUGACAACGAAGACUUUAUUGAACAAAUUCUUAAAGAAGUUCAAGAUGCUUGUAAGAAAGCUGGAAUUGAAAGAUUUGAAACUCCUCAACGAAUUAAAAUUGUACUUGAAGCAUGGACACCUGAAACAGGUCUUGUUACUGAUGCAUUAAAAUUAAAACGAAAAGCUAUUGAACAAAAAUAUAAAGAUGAUAUUGAAGAUCUUUAUCAAGAUAAAAAAGAAAAAUCAAAUACCGAAAAAAAAAGACCAACACAAAAUAAAAAUCAAUUAACAAAUGAGAAUAAAACAUCAGAAAAUAAUUCAAAACAUAAAUCAAUUGAUGAUAAAAAAUCAAAUGAAAAUCAAACUGAUAUUGCACAAAACAUUACUGAAAAUAGUGAUUCGAUUAAAAAAGAUCUAUAA